CUGAUAUGAUGCGACUGUCCGCUAAACAGGGCGGAUAGAGCUGCGUAGUAAAAAAUUAAAUCCAUUUUAUUGUAAAACACCAGACGAAAAUGUCGACCUACCAAGAAUUUAUUCAUCAAAAUGAAGAUAGGGAUGGUAUACGAUUUAGUUGGAAUGUUUGGCCAUCAAGUCGUCUUGAAGCUACUCGAAUGGUUGUGCCCGUGAGCUGUUUGUACACACCAUUGAAAGAGAGGCCAGACUUACCUCCAAUCAUGUAUGAUCCUGUCGUCUGUUCAAGAGGAAAUUGCCGUGCUGUACUCAAUCCAUUAUGCCAAGUAGACUUCAAUGGUAAAGCCUGGAUUUGCAACUUUUGUUUCCAACGAAAUGCUUUCCCUCCGCAUUAUGCUGGUAUCACUGAACAGCAUCAACCAGCUGAAAUUAUUCCACAGUUUUCAACGAUAGAGUAUACUUUACAAAAGCAAACAACUGGUCCAUUGAUCUACUUAUUGGUUAUUGACACGUGUCUUGAUGAUGAAGAUUUAAAUGCUUUAAAAGAAUCACUACAGAUGUCACUCAGCUUGCUCCCACCCAAUGCUUUAAUUGGGCUGAUAACUUUUGGACGUAUGGUGAAUGUUCACGAGCUGGGCUGUGAGGGAAUCUCUAAAAGUUAUGUAUUCAGAGGAAACAAAGAGAUUUCUGCAAAGCAACUUCAGGAAAUGCUUGGAUUAGGAGGUCAACGAAGACAGCAGCCACAACAACAAAGAGGACCAGUGAGCCCUAACCAACCAGCUGAAAUUCAAAACAGAUUUUUGCAACCUGUGCACAAAUGUGAUAUGGAUUUAACAGAUUUACUUGGUGAGUUGCAAGCUGAUCCAUGGCCUGUUGCUGCAGAUAAAAGACCACUUCGUUCGUCUGGCACUGCUCUAAAUAUCGCUGUCAGUUUACUUGAGUGUUGUUAUCCAAACACUGGUGCAAGAAUUAUGGCUUUCCUUGGUGGACCAUGCACCCAAGGACCUGGUAUGGUUAUUGACUACGAGUUGAAGAAUGUCAUUCGUUCACAUCACGACAUUGAAACUGAUAACACCCCAUACAUGAAGAAAGCAACUCGAUAUUAUGAAACAUUGGCCCAACGUGCUGCAAACAAUGGACAUACUAUUGAUAUGUUUGUCUGCAAUCUCGAUCAAAUUGGUCUCCAAGAAAUGAGAUCGUGCGUUAACAAUACUGGAGGUUACAUGUUCAUGGGAGACGCUUUUGAUACUGCCCUGUUCAAGCAGUCGUUUCAACGUGUUUUUUCUAAAGACAGUAAAGAUGAAUUCAAGGCUGCUUAUGGUGCAAGUAUUGAAGUAAAGACUUCAAAAGAAUUAAAAGUGUCUGGUUGUAUUGGAAAUUGUACAUCGUUGGAAAAAAAAGGAGCAAACAUCUCAGAAACGGAAAUUGGAAUUGGGAAUACAACGGCUUGGAAAGUUAGUGGUCUCGACCUAAACACAACAAAUGCGUUUUUCUUUGAGGUUGCAAACUCACACACUGCACCUAUACCACAAGGUGGGCGAGGUUGUAUCCAGUUCAUCACUCAGUACCAACAUUCAAGUGGACAACGCCGCGUGCGUGUGACCACGUGCGCUCGCAACUGGGUCGAUUCUGCUAAUUUACAUUUUAUACCGGCAAGUUUUGAUCAGGAAGCAUCCGCUGUAUUGAUGGCACGAGUUGCUGUGCACCGUUGCGACACUGACGAUAACGCGCAAGAUGUUUUGCGAUGGUUAGAUAGAAUGUUGAUUCGUUUGGUGCAAAAAUUUGGCGAGUAUAAUAAAGACGAUCCGAAUUCGUUUCGAUUAGCGGAAAACCUCUCUCUCUACCCACAAUUCAUGUUUCAUCUCCGUCGCUCACAAUUUUUACAAUAUUUCAACAACAGUCCCGACGAGACCGCAUUUUAUAGACACACCCUAAAUAAAGAAGAUGUUACUAAUUCAUUAAUCAUGAUCCAACCAAUCCUAUAUUCGUAUUCUUUCCAUGGUCCACCAGAACCUGUUCUACUCGAUUCAAGCAGUAUAACACCAGACACGAUUCUUUUGCUGGAUACCUACUUUUUAGUUCUUAUUUAUGACGGCGAGACGAUAAAUGCUUGGAAGAAACAAGGUUACCAGGAUGACCCGGCGCAUGAGAACUUUAGGCAAUUGAUUCAAGCACCUUUAGAUGAUGCCCAAGAAAUAUUACAAAGUAGAUUUCCCGUUCCACGAUAUGUUGAAACUGCUUAUGAUGGUAGUCAAGCUCGUUUCCUGUUGUCACGUGUUAAUCCAAGUCAGACACAUAAUAAUAUGUAUAUGAUGGGCGGUGGUGGCGACGCUGGUUCCGCUAUUUUAACCGAUGAUGUUAGUUUGCAAGUCUUCAUGGACCAUUUGAAGAAACUGGCUGUUUCAUCUGCGUCGUAAUUUUUUAUGGAGAUACACGCUUUUUUAUAUAAGCAACAUCUUUAGCAACAUUAGGCGCAAAUCCUUCAAAAAAAGAAGCAACAGCCAGAAUGGCAGGGGUUACUGAGACAAACGACAGGGUUUGUUUUUUUCCAAGUAGAGAGUAAACAAGCAACAAGUGAGCCUGUUUGGUACAGAAAGUUUACUCAUAUUUAGCCGCAGACAAAAUUUUGUGUUGCUUAUAAAAAAAGGCGUGCGUGGCAGAUGUAUGUAAAAAAGAAUGGUGUAAGGUGAUCUAAAUCUAAAAUAUUUGUUAUUCUAUAUCCAAAAUAUAUGUUUUUAGUUUUUA
This is a messenger RNA of Hydractinia symbiolongicarpus, 2733 nucleotides long. RefSeq names its product protein transport protein Sec23A-like. Gene Ontology annotation, biological process: intracellular protein transport; COPII-coated vesicle cargo loading; COPII-coated vesicle budding. The record is from RefSeq and is a predicted model, not a curated record. Gene Ontology annotation, cellular component: COPII vesicle coat; endoplasmic reticulum exit site. The coding region runs from base 90 to 2405 and encodes 771 amino acids. Gene Ontology annotation, molecular function: GTPase activator activity; zinc ion binding. NCBI's taxonomy places the organism in Eukaryota, Metazoa, Cnidaria, Hydrozoa, Anthoathecata, Hydractiniidae. The transcript has 16 exons.